Molecule: messenger RNA, 4090 nt
Organism: Melitaea cinxia (Glanville fritillary)
Lineage: Eukaryota; Metazoa; Arthropoda; Insecta; Lepidoptera; Nymphalidae
Gene: raptor
Product: regulatory-associated protein of mTOR
Exons: 23
Biological process (GO): cellular response to starvation; TORC1 signaling; regulation of autophagy
Cellular component (GO): cytoplasm; TORC1 complex
Molecular function (GO): protein-macromolecule adaptor activity; protein binding
Source: RefSeq, a predicted model, not a curated record
UUUAUUCCCAUGUGGUGUUGAAAAAUGGACGCGCACAUGAUUCUGUGAGUUUAUGAAAAUGUUUUUAUUUACUAAUUGCGUGCGUUGAGCGUCAAAAAUUGAAGGAAUUGUGAAAAAGCGCAGAGUGAAAAUGUCAGAUAUGCCUCCUUAUCUCGCGCUUAACGACGAUGAGGAAAACAGUGGGGAGCCCGAUAGUGAUUCCUCGGACUACGAAGAUGAACUGUCCCUGAGUUUCGAUAAACCGAGGCACCUGGAGCCCAUAAAGGGUGAAGAGCGCGAAGAACACUCGUGGAGAGUCAAGGAGAAGUACAAAACACACUGCGUCGCUUUGGUGCUGUGCCUCAAUGUGGGCGUCGAUCCCCCUGACGUGGUGAAGACACAACCCUGCGCCAGACUAGAGUGCUGGAUUGAUCCGAAUUCCAUGUCUCCGAGCAAGGCUAUAGAGAGCAUCGGCCACGCAUUACAGACACAGUACGAGCGCUGGCAACCGCGGGCACGCUACAAGCAGUCUUUGGACCCAACCAGUGAUGAGAUAAAGAAACUAUGCUGUUCUUUGCGUCGCAACGCUAAAGAAGAGCGUGUUUUGUUUCACUACAAUGGACACGGCGUUCCCAAGCCCACAUCACAGGGAGAGAUCUGGGUAUUUAACAGAGCGUACACGCAGUACAUCCCGCUGUCGAUGUACGACCUGCAGACGUGGAUGGGUGCGCCGUCCCUGUACGUGUACGACUGCUCCAACGCGGGCGUCAUCGUUGACAACUUCAAGCAGUUCGCCGAGCAGCACGAGAGGGACUACGAGAUGCAGGCGAGUUCGUCGGGUGGGAGCGGGGUGGGGGGUGGUCCGGGGGGCGCGCCGCCCGUGUCCUACCGCAACUGUAUCCAGCUGGCGGCGUGCGCGGCGGGCCAGAGCCUGCCCAUGUCUCCGGACCUACCGGCAGACCUGUUCACGGCGUGCCUCACGACGCCCGUCAAGAUGGCGGUCAAGUGGUUUGUGCUGAGGACGAGACUGCGCGUCGCGCGGGCCGACCUCGUCGAUCUUAUUGACAAGAUCCCCGGCCAGGUAACCGACCGUCGCACAAUGCUAGGCGAAUUGAAUUGGAUCUUCACAGCCAUCACGGACACCAUCGCAUGGAGCUCUCUCCCGUCUGAUCUAUUUCAGCAGUUGUUCCGAGCUGAUCUGCUGACGGCCAGCUUAUGUCGGAACUUUCUGCUUGCUGACAGGAUCAUGAGGUCGUACAACUGCACGCCGGUGUCGUCGCCCGCCCUGCCCUCGCUGGCGCGCCACCCGCUGUGGGCGGCGUGGGAGCACACGCUGGACCUGGCGCUGGCGCAGCUGCCGGCGCUCCUGCAGCACCCGCAGCACUACCGCCACUCGCCCUUCUUCCGCGACCAGCUCACCGCCUUCCGGCUGUGGCUGGACCUGGGCGCGCGCCAGCCGCCGCCCGACCAGCUGCCCAUGGUGCUGCAGGUGCUGCUGAGCACGCUGCACCGCGUGCGCGCGCUGCACAUCCUGUGCCGCUUCCUGGCGCUGGGCGCGUGGGCGGUGCGCGCCGUGCUCAACGUGGGCAUCUUCCCCUACAUGCUCAAGCUGCUGCAGGCCUCCGCGCACGACCUGCGCGCCUCCAUGGUCUAUAUUUGGGCCAAGAUCAUCGCUGUCGACCCCUCCUGUCAAGUAGACUUGGUGAAUGCAAAAGGUCACAAGUACUUCCUAUCGAUAUUGCAAGAUCCAUCUAUAGACACAGAACAUCGAACGCUAGCCGCCUUCGUGUUGGCUGGCAUCGUGGACAACUACCCUGCAGGUCAAGAGGCAGCACUGCAAGGCUCGAUGAUCUCGGCGUGCCUGGAGCAGCUGUGCGAGGGCGCGAGCUGGCGGCUGCAGCAGUGGGCGUGCAUCGGGCUGGGCCGGCUGUGGCGCGGCUGGGACGCGGCGCGCUGGGCCGGCGUGCGCGACCUGGCGCACGAGAAGCUGGGCGCGCUGCUGCCGCACCCGCGGCCCGAGGUGCGCGCCGCCUGCGCCUUCGCGCUCGCCACCUUCAUGGCGGCGGGCGCGGGCCCGGCGCGCACGGACCACGCCAACGCGCUGGACCAGCAGGUGGCCGUGCAGCUGGCGGCGCGCCUGCGCGUGGACGCGUCGCCGCUGGCGCGCGCCGAGCUGCUGGCCGCGCUGCAGUGGACCGUGCUGCUGUUCGAGCAGCACUUCCUGGCCGUGUGCGUGCGCGAGCGCGGGCGCCGCUGCGAGCCGGGCCGCGGCCGCGCGCCCGUGGACGCGGGCCAGGACGCGCUGGAGCCGGCCCGCGGCCAUAGAGUUAGCCCAUAACCCCCUCGGCCUGGCGCAGGGUUCAGCUCGGUGUACAUGAAGCUGUGGGGCACGCUGUGCGCCAUGGCGCGCGAACCACACCCGCAGCUGGCGCAGAUGGCGGCCGACAUCAUCGCCUACGUGUCCAAUCAGGUGGACAGCGUGGGUCGUGAGACGGAGCGUUACCCGCACUCGCACUCGGGCUCCAGCUCGCUACCGCCCUCGCCCAACACGCGUGCGCCCCACCACGACUCGCGCACGCUGCCGCACAUGGGUCACCGGCGCGGCAAGUCGGGGCUGCCGCACACCAUCUCCGAGGACUCCGUGGCGCACCGCGACCGCGAGCGGGACUCCACCUCGUCUGGUUCUAGUCAGUCGACGAAGAAGCCGAUAGUGUCGACCCAGUACGUGGAGUGGGCGACGGCGCAGUUCGCGCGCGGAGACGAGUCGGGCGGCGCGCCCUUCGCCUGCGCGGAGGAGGCGGCAGUGGGCGGGGCGGGGGGCGGGUUGGGGGGCGGGCCGCCCCCCGACUGCGAGAGCCGCGCCUCGCACGAGUGCGUGUGGCGCCGCGCGCGGAACCGCAGCAUACGGCGCGAGGCCAGGGCGCUGCGUACGGCGCACCCGCCGCGCCUGGAGACGGUGGCCUUCCACUCGCGCUGCCCGCUGCCGCCCGCCGUGGUGCUGUUCCACCCCUAUGAGCAGCACGCCGCCAUCGCCUCCAAGGAGAACUUCGGGAUCUGGGACUGGGGCACGGCAGCCAAGCUGUGCGUGGGGUCGUGGCGGCGCGCGUGGGGCCGCAUCACGUCGCUGGCCUACAUCAACGCGCACCAGCGCGCGCUGCUGGCCGUGGCCUCGCACCAGGGACACCUCGCCGUCUACAGGCCGUCGGGCAGUAGCAUGGAGCCUGCGCUGGUGUCGGCGUGGCGCGCGCUGGACGUGCGGCCCGCGCCCGACUACCGCCCGCCCUCCGCGCAGCCGCUCUACAGUCUGGCGCAGAUAGUGACGGAGCAGUUCGCGUCGGUCGACGAGCGUGGCAGCAAGGGCAUGCUGGCCGACCACAACCUGAGCAGCAGCGCGCCGCCGUCGGGCACGCUGGUGCGCUGGAGCGCGUCGCGGCGCUCGCUGGCGCUGGCGGGGCAGGCGGCCGCCGUGCGCCUGUGGGACGCGCACGCCGAGCUGCUGCAGCUGGACAUCCCCACCGAGUGCGAGGCGGCGGCGACGGCGCUGUGGCGCAGCGGGCGCGCGGCGCGCGUCAUGGCGGGCUUCGGGGACGGCUCGGUGCGCGCGUGGGACGAGCGCGCGCCGCGGGCCGCCGCCACGCUGCGCGCGCACGCCGCGCCCGUGCUGUGCGUGAGCGUGCGCGCCGACGCGCUGCUCACGGGCGCGGCGGACGGCGACGUGCGCGUGUACGACGCGCGCAAGACGGCGCGCCCGCUGCACGCCGUGCGCGCGCCCGGCCCGCUGGCCGCGCUCGACGUGCACCCGCGCGCGCCGCUCAUCGCCUGCGGCUCGGUGAACCAGUGCAUCAGCGUGUACGACCUGAAGGGCGGCGCGCUCAACACCAUCAAGUUCCACGAGGGCUUCAUGGGCGCGCGCAUCGGGCCCGUGCGCGCUGGGCGUGGGCUCGAAGGACUCUACGGUGUCGGUGUACGUGUCGGAGGCGCGCCGGUGACCCUCGCUGUACGGCCUGGCGCUACCCUUCGCGCAGUGACGGUACCAUCACACCUGUCUCGCAUACAUGUGGCUUUUUAUACAUUUCUAUGUGAAGAAGGUGGCAAACAAGCGUCGGCUUAG